This is a messenger RNA of Scophthalmus maximus (turbot), 2491 nucleotides long. RefSeq names its product GULP PTB domain containing engulfment adaptor 1a (gene gulp1a). Bases 513 to 1793 code for a protein of 426 amino acids. The record is from RefSeq and is a predicted model, not a curated record. The transcript is spliced from 13 exons. Lineage: Eukaryota; Metazoa; Chordata; Actinopteri; Pleuronectiformes; Scophthalmidae.
UGAGGCGCGGAUGUCGCAGUUGACUGGUGCGUUUUGAAUGUGUGUAGGAACACGGCCACGGCGGUGAAAGGGGUCGCUGGGCGCCUGCCCGCCUCGUUCCGGUCGCGUCGCUCCCCUCCUCUGCCAUGCAUUAUUCAAGUUGCGACCAAAGAGCGGAGAGCCAGGGCUUGUUGACGUCAGCAAACUUGUCCAGCCGCUGCCGAGGCGAGAGGAGGAGGAGGAGGAGGAGGGAAUGAGCCGCUGGAUGUGGAGCUCGGACUGUGUGCGCAGCGCUCCGGACCUCGGGCUUUUUUUUUUUCUUUCCUUUUUCUCUUCGUCUUCCACUUCCACUUCCACGGGACUGCUCGGACUUCUUCGCCUUUGCUUCAGAGAGCUGCAGCACCAAUGAGCGCCCAUCCGCCUUUAGAUGAGUGAGGAACAGCAAAGAAACCUGAACAUCAAGAGUCCGCAGUGACAGUGGAAUAUUGGCAGUAACACAGGAGGGACCUUUGGAGACGCACAUUUUUUCCACUAUGAACCGCGCCUUCAACAGGAAAAAAGAUAAAUCAUGGAUGCACACCCCGGAGGCACUGGCCAAGCAUUACAUACCCUACAAUGCCAAGUUCCUUGGAAACACAGAGGUUGAAGCCCCAAAAGGCACAGAGGUUGUGAAGGAUGCAGUCAGAAAGCUAAAGUUUCAGAGGCAUAUCAAGAAGUCAGAGGGACAGAAGACUCCCAAAGCUGAAUUGCAGAUCUCCAUUUACGGCGUGAAAAUAUUAGACCCGAAGACAAAAGAUGUGCAGCAUAACUGUCAGUUACACAGGAUAUCCUUCUGUGCGGAUGACAAAACAGAUAAAAGGAUAUUUACUUUUAUUUGCAAAGACUCAGAGUCCAACAAACACCUGUGCUACGUGUUUGACAGUGAGAAGUGUGCGGAGGAGAUCACUCUAACGAUUGGCCAGGCCUUCGACUUGGCCUACAAGAAGUUCCUCGAGUCUGGAGGCAAAGACGUGGAAACCAGGAAGCAGAUCGGGAGCCUUCAGAAAAGAAUUCAAGAACUGGAAACAGAAAACUCUGAGCUGAAGCAACAGCUCCAAGAUCUUGAAGAGCAGCUGAUGAUUGCUCACGUGCCACCGCCGCUGCACAUUAACGCGUCCAAUGAGGCGUACAUGCUGCAGAGGCCCUCGUCCCUCUUCUGGUGUCACAGCAUCAAGUCGUUGUCCUGUCUGGAAAUCUCCUCUGUCACGCUCACUCCUAUGAGCUCGCCGGAGUCCAACUUAUCCUCCGGGCUACUAACUCCUCCGCCUGCCAAAUCUGCUCUCCUUCCUCCUAAGCCAGCUGAGGGAUGCAGCAUCCCACGGCCCCGCGCAGGCAGCAUCUCCAUGAAACCUCAGUCCACAGACGUUUUCGACAUGGUUCCCUUCUCCCCUGUGACACCGCUGGUGCCCACGGUGGCCAGUAACGGCUGCCCCCCACCACCGCCAACCACAUUGCCACCAGAUAUACGGAAGGACUUGUUCGGUGCGGAGCCUUUCGAUCCGUUCACCUGCGGGGCAGCUGACUUCCCUCCAGAUAUCCAGUCGAAGCUGGAUGAGAUGCAGACCGGGCCCAUGUUGUUGUGCGCGGCUGGCGAGUGUCACAGCUGUUGCCUGACUUGUCUUCCAGGAGGGGUUCAAAAUGGGACUAACCUUGGAGGGCACCGUCUUCUCCCUGGACCCGCUCGACAGCCGCUGCUGAUGCCAAGAGGACGCUCCCCGCCGCGUACUUUUAUCUCGUUUGUUAUGAAGAAGUGCCAAAAUCCACUCCACCGCUGAGUCAAGAUGUCACACGUUUAUAUGCAUUUACAUUUAGAUUGGUUUUUUCGAUAUUUCAAGGUGAACUCAGAUCCAUUAUAGAAAAGAACUAUUUUUGUAAGAAUAAAAAAACAAAUGAAAGGAAUGGUUUUGAUUACCUUUGCUUGUGCAGGUAAUGAGAGAUGUAAAUAGUGGAAUACGUUGAACGGUACGGCCUGUGGGAGAAUUUUCAUAUGACACCGUUUUGUGUGUACGCACCAUUUGAAUUCUGUAUUGUUGACACAUUCCUGUUUGUAAGCCAAACACAAGCUGGCGAGAGAAAAUGAAUGCAACCUGUAUAUUUAACACAAACCUUCAUCUGGCCCAUAACAUCACAUAUUAAGUAGCUUCUUUUACUCAACAUGAAGUCACACAUUAUGUAGCUCAUUAAUCCAGUUGGAAAUGGAUGUUGCUUACUGACAUUUUCCACCUUUUGUUUUUGACAUUGUGGAUAUUUUAUUGUUGUUGUUUUUUUUUCCUCACAAUUAUGAGUUUGCAUUUCAGUAUUUACGCGUCGUCAUUUUUACCCUCCUCUCGUCUUGCACCAGAAGGCACUUUUUUGGGGCAGACUCUGUCCAUACAUGCAGUAUUAUCCCCAUUAUUUUACUUUUGGUUGCAUUGACUUCGCUGUUACACUUAUUAAAGAAAAUCUUACUGAAAUAAAAAAAACUUUUAAUUGA